Messenger RNA from Selaginella moellendorffii, 819 nucleotides. RefSeq lists its product as uncharacterized. The transcript is spliced from 3 exons. Bases 1 to 753 code for a protein of 250 amino acids. The record is from RefSeq and is a predicted model, not a curated record. Lineage: Eukaryota; Viridiplantae; Streptophyta; Lycopodiopsida; Selaginellales; Selaginellaceae.
AUGAGGAAAAACCUAAACCAAUCGAAGCAAGGAGUGAGCGUGCUGUAUUGUGCAUUUCUUCCCAAAUUUCUUCUGCGAGCUGUACCACGACACUUCCGCAAACUCGCGCUCCCGAGCCAGUGUCAAGAAGUCCUCUUCCAGAGACGCAUCGUCCGCCACCGACAGCGUCACAGACCUCUUCGUCAUGGGCUGUACGGAGAACGUCAGCUGGGAAACAGCUCCAAGAACUCCCAGCGAGAUCCUGGCGUCGUGGAACAGAUCACUCCCCUCCGCGACCGUGACAACUUUAGCAAAGCCUUCGUUCUUGGAGGCCGGAACGACGAUUCUCAUGGACACGAGGUACUCGUAAGUUCCUCCGCCGCGACCCCAAAGGCUGCUGCCAUGGGCCCCCGCGCUCACCAUGCCCGCCGGCGACACGCCGUCCCAGGCGAUGGUCUGGUGCAAAGUCACGCCUUGCAUCGCCAGGAGAUCGAUAAGCUCGCCAAGCAUGAUUCCAGGGGGUGUGGAGACCGUCAUAGAGCUCUUGUCGACAACGACGCUCGAGUUGGAGUUGAAGCUAGCGGUGCUGAUGACAACCCCCCCUGUGUCGGAUCCGGAGUUUGGACACGCGAAUUUGGUCAUGGCCACGGCGUCGAGGAGCUCGGCCUCGUUGGUCGGGAAGAACGCCUUGGUGAUCUUGCAAGGCCUGCGAUCUGGCCAUGGACCUCUGAGAUAGUUCUUGAGCUCGCAGCCACUCGCAUCGCAUUCUACUAGAGAUCUUACAAGAUGCAAGUUGAGAGAAAAGAGGAGGGCGAGGAGGACGAACUUCAUGAUCUCGAG